AUGGCCGGCAUGCGCGGAGAUGCAGGGCUGGUGUGGGCGCGAGCCUGCGAACUGGCUCUGCAGCAGAAGAUCGAGGAAGCCACUGCAAUGUGCACAGAGAUGGAAGAGAAGAGCCAGCGUCUAGGCGUCAGAGUCACCCAGGCGGCUGCAGCUGUCUCCAGAGCUGUCGUGGGCCUGUGCAGAAGCCCAGCCGGCCAGGCAUUCCUCGAGACGCUGCGGAGUUUGGGGGCGACCUGGGGGGAGGCUAGCCUGCUGCUGACGGACGCGAGCAGCAACAACUUGCCUGAUCCCGGAGAUUCGCCGUGGGGCGCAGCAGUGAAAGCGGCAAAGGCCAGCAAGUUCGAGGUUUCGCGGAGCUGUAGUUUCAUGUCUGCGGCGGUUCAAUCCAGAGCGCGAAUCCCCAGCCACCUCGGCUCGAGCGUGUGUCAGCCAGAGCGUACCGAAGUUGAAUUCCCCACUUAUCUCAUCUUCGCGAUCAUGAUGUCCCUCCGCUACCGCCGAACAUUCAUUGAUGUCGAUGAGGCGCCGCCAGUGAAGUUGUUUCGAUCCAGCAGCGUACCGGCAGCUCUUCGCGUCGAGGAUGGGGAUGCAGAGAUGAAGAAAGAAUUGGCAAGCGUCUACCAGCGCAUGGCUCAGUGGCGACCAGAACUUCCCUCCUCGCACCCAGGGUCAGAUCAGACAUGGAACAGCAGCGUGUUGGCAGAAGUGGAGGUUUCUGGAAAAGUGGCAGAUGAAAUGCCGGUGCUGGUCAUUUCGCCAGGACCAGGAGGUGAUCAGCAGGCCAUCAUCCUUGAAGCUGAAGCUCUCAAUCCUGGAAGCUAUGGUCACCCAGAGGUGUGCCGCAAGCCCUGCGUGUUCUUUCAAGUCGGCCAGUGUGAAAGCGGGGACCGUUGUGGCUACUGCCAUUUCCACCACAAGCGCCCGAUCAUGCCCGAUCGCAGGCAGCGCAGCACUCUCCGCAAGCUUAACCAAGCGGAGCUUUUGCACACCUUCCUUCCGAUUUUGUGGUCGGAGGCUGGAAGGACGGGCAUUGCCUCAGAGGCUACGCAUGUCGUUCACAUCUUGGCUGAUGCCCUAGAUACCUUUGGCAUGCCUCGCGCCGCCAAACUCGCAGGCAGCGACGCAGAGUAUCUUAAGAGCUUGCUGAGCCGCAUGUCCUUUGGCAGCUUGAUGGCAAUGCUGCUUCACAACCUCAAGCCCAGCGCAUUCGUGGACACAGCUCGCACCGAAUUCGAGGCGAUGCGCCGAAUUGUACAACUCAAUGCUUAG
This is a messenger RNA of Symbiodinium sp. CCMP2592, 1269 nucleotides long. NCBI's taxonomy places the organism in Eukaryota, Dinophyceae, Suessiales, Symbiodiniaceae. The record is from the annotation of a GenBank genome assembly.